Messenger RNA from Neoarius graeffei (lesser salmon catfish), 1951 nucleotides. It is a transcript of the gene slc35e1, whose product is annotated as solute carrier family 35 member E1. The coding region runs from base 79 to 1203 and encodes 374 amino acids. The transcript is spliced from 6 exons. Lineage: Eukaryota; Metazoa; Chordata; Actinopteri; Siluriformes; Ariidae. Gene Ontology annotation, molecular function: antiporter activity. Gene Ontology annotation, cellular component: Golgi apparatus. The record is from RefSeq and is a predicted model, not a curated record.
GUGAGGAAGUUGUAGUUCCACGUCCGAGGCUCCCGGCAGCAGCAGCGCGUCUCUCCGGCGGUCCACUCGGGGAGGAAGAUGGCGGCGGUGGAGCGGCCGCCUGUGAAGGAGGCAGUGCGGAUCGCACUGCUGUGUCUGUGCUGGUACACGGUCAGCUCGGGCGGUAACGUCGUCAACAAAAUCAUCCUGAACGGAUUCCCGUACCCGGUCACCGUCUCGCUCUUCCACAUCCUCUCCAUCGUGCUGUUUCUGCCGCCGCUGCUCCGCGCUUGGGGCGUCCCGAAAUCUGAAGUACCUGCUCCGUACUACCGCUGGUACAUUCUGCCCUUGGCGUUUGGGAAAUAUUUCUCCUCCGUGUCGGCGCACUUCAGUAUCUGGAAGGUUCCCGUGUCCUACGCGCACACAGUAAAAGCCACAAUGCCAAUAUGGGUCGUGCUGUUAUCACGGAUUAUUAUGAGGGAGAAGCAAACCACAAAGGUCUAUGUCUCCCUGAUACCCAUCAUCAGUGGUGUCCUGUUGGCUACAGUGACUGAGCUCUCAUUUGAUAUGUCAGGAUUAAUCAGUGCUCUCGCAGCUACACUUUGCUUCUCUUUGCAAAACAUAUUCUCCAAAAAGGUUUUACGUGACACAAGGAUACACCACCUCCAUCUACUCAACACUCUUGGCUUCAAUGCAGUUUUGUUCAUGCUGCCCACAUGGGUUUUAGUUGACCUGUCUACAUUUUUGGUUGAUGGAGACUUUACCGAGAUUUCCAAUUGGAGUGGAACAUUGGUGUUGCUCAUCAUCAGUGGCUUCUGCAACUUUGCACAGAACAUGAUUGCCUUUAGUGUGUUAAAUCUCGUCAGUCCUCUGAGCUAUGCGGUUGCUAAUGCUACAAAGAGGAUCAUGGUAAUCAGUAUAUCAUUACUGAUGCUGAGAAACCCUGUUAACUUGUCCAACAUCUUGGGGAUGAUGACGGCCAUCUUGGGAGUCUUUCUGUACAACAAGGCAAAAUAUGAUGCGAACCAAGAAGCAAAGAAGAAAUUGCUGCCAGUCUUUUCACAGGACACGAUUUCAUUUGACAAACCCCAGUCUAAUGGCUCCGUGUCCUUAAAACAAGGCUCAGAAUUUCAGUACAGCCGGACCAACAUGCUCAGCGACCACUUCCAGUACAGCAGGCAGGCCUACACAACGAACUAUGCCUCCAACCAGUAUGUCGUCUAAGUGGAGAGAAACUGAUCAAUGAACCUGUUUAGCUGUAAAAGAACACUGUAUUUAGUGUGGAACUUCGUUUUUCUGUGCCAGAUCCUCUUAUUUAUUUCACUAUAUAUUUUUUUUUUUUCAGUAGUUUACAAAAAUUCUCAUUUAAUUGAGGGUGUAAAUCUUUUAGCCUUGGUGAAAUACAUUUAUGGGCUAAACAAUUUUCAUUAUUAAAAUACUGUGUAUCAAUUUAAGGUGUUAUGGUUGCUCUCAAUAUUCUUUGAAACGGGGAAGGCCUCAGACUUUGGAACUGCUACACACUGGGGAAACAUGUUCUCAUUACCCAGAAAAGACGAUUUCCUAAAUUCAGAUAAUUGGAACGCUGCUUCUACUUGAUAAAUAUUUUCCUGUAUUUAUUUUUGUAGAUGUUCUAAGUGAGGCAUAUCAUGAAGUCUAUGAAUGUGUAAUGCCUGGUAAAGGCAUGCUCUUGUUAUAGUCGGUACUUUCUUGGUAAUCAGUGUUUUGAGAGCCGGUUCUAAUCAUUAUACGGACCUCUAGUAAUUAGGUUUCUUUGUGGUUUUCGUUUGGAUUUCAGAGGGUGUGUGUUUUUGUUUUAUUGAUCAUUUAAACUUUGUAAGUAAUGCGGAUUCUUUGAUAGAAAGUUGCAAUGCAAUUUUACUGUUUUAAUAUCAGUCUUCAGUACUUUUCGGAAUGGGCAGAUUAUUCAGCAGUGGGUCGGAUACGCAAGUAUUAAACUCCUUCUCGAUGGCCA